Suncus etruscus (white-toothed pygmy shrew) is the source of this 5742-nucleotide messenger RNA. RefSeq names its product diphosphoinositol pentakisphosphate kinase 2 (gene PPIP5K2). Gene Ontology annotation, cellular component: cytosol. Gene Ontology annotation, molecular function: diphosphoinositol pentakisphosphate kinase activity; 5-diphosphoinositol pentakisphosphate 1-kinase activity; inositol hexakisphosphate kinase activity. Gene Ontology annotation, biological process: inositol metabolic process; inositol phosphate biosynthetic process. The record is from RefSeq and is a predicted model, not a curated record. The transcript is spliced from 30 exons. Lineage: Eukaryota; Metazoa; Chordata; Mammalia; Eulipotyphla; Soricidae. Bases 262 to 3984 code for a protein of 1240 amino acids.
AAGGAUUGCCUCAUCAGUUGACUGAAGUGAUAAGCUCACUGUCCAUUAAGCUACAUCAGCAAUGAAGCAAUGAGAUCUGAGAAUAGAAGACCAUUUGCUAACUGUCAUCCCAAUUUCCAGUCAUUGUACAAGAAGAAAACAGGCUGCAGCAGAGUUCUGUGGAAGCUAGUUUAAAAAGGGAAAAAAUGCUUUCUUAGCUGUUUGCUUAUAAGCAGUUUCAGCAUAGCACAUUCAAAUUUAGCUGUAGCGAAUGAGAUAAAAAUGAGUGAAGUUCCUAGAUUCUUUGUUGGGCCUGAGGAUUCAGAAAUAAACCCUGGAAAUUAUCGCCAUUUCUUCCACCAUACGGAUGAAGAAGAUGAGGAGGAAGAUGAGUCUCCACCUGAAAGACAGAUUGUGGUUGGAAUAUGUUCGAUGGCAAAGAAAUCCAAGUCCAAGCCAAUGAAGGAAAUUCUUGAACGGAUCUCCUUAUUUCAAUAUAUCACAGUAGUGGUAUUUGAAGAAGAAGUUAUUCUGAAUGAACCAGUGGAAAACUGGCCUUUAUGUGAUUGUCUAAUUUCUUUCCAUUCGAAAGGAUUUCCCUUGGACAAAGCAGUUGCCUAUGCAAAACUCAGGAAUCCAUUUGUAAUCAAUGACUUGAAUAUGCAGUAUCUCAUACAAGAUAGGAGAGAAGUAUAUAGUAUUCUUCAAGCAGAAGGUAUUUUACUUCCUCGUUAUGCAAUUUUGAACCGUGACCCAAAUAAUCCCAAAGAAUGCAACCUGAUUGAAGGGGAAGAUCAUGUAGAAGUGAAUGGAGAAGUUUUCCAAAAGCCAUUUGUGGAAAAGCCAGUCAGCGCAGAAGAUCACAAUGUUUACAUUUAUUACCCAACCUCUGCUGGUGGUGGAAGUCAGAGGCUUUUUCGAAAGAUUGGCAGUAGAAGUAGUGUUUAUUCCCCAGAAAGUAAUGUACGAAAAACAGGCUCAUAUAUAUAUGAAGAGUUUAUGCCCACAGAUGGUACAGAUGUUAAGGUUUAUACAGUUGGUCCAGAUUAUGCCCAUGCUGAAGCUCGAAAAUCUCCUGCACUUGAUGGUAAAGUUGAACGAGAUAGUGAAGGAAAAGAAGUUAGAUAUCCUGUUAUUCUCAAUGCACGGGAGAAAUUAAUUGCUUGGAAAGUUUGUCUUGCUUUUAAGCAAACCGUUUGUGGCUUUGACUUAUUACGUGCCAAUGGACAGUCCUAUGUCUGUGAUGUUAAUGGUUUCAGUUUUGUGAAAAAUUCCAUGAAGUAUUAUGAUGAUUGUGCGAAAAUACUUGGCAAUAUUGUGAUGCGAGAGCUGGCUCCACAAUUUCAUAUUCCCUGGUCAAUUCCUUUAGAAGCUGAAGAUAUACCAAUUGUACCAACUACAUCUGGAACUAUGAUGGAGCUUAGAUGUGUUAUAGCAGUCAUACGUCAUGGGGACCGAACACCAAAGCAAAAAAUGAAAAUGGAAGUGAGGCAUCAAAAAUUUUUUGAUCUAUUUGAAAAAUGUGAUGGAUAUAAAUCCGGGAAACUAAAACUCAAAAAACCAAAACAGCUACAGGCAAUCCUGGAUAUUGCUCGCCAACUUCUUAUGGAGCUUGGGCAAAAUAAUGAUUCUGAAAUUGAAGAAAACAAGUCAAAACUUGAACAACUAAAGACUGUGUUAGAGAUGUAUGGCCAUUUUUCUGGAAUUAAUCGUAAGGUCCAGUUAACUUACCUCCCUCAUGGUUGCCCUAAAACAUCCAGUGAAGAGGAGGACAGCCGGAGAGAAGAACCAUCCUUACUUUUGGUUCUGAAAUGGGGAGGAGAACUAACCCCUGCAGGCAGGGUGCAGGCAGAGGAACUUGGAAGAGCUUUCCGGUGUAUGUAUCCUGGAGGUCAAGGAGAUUAUGCAGGAUUCCCUGGUUGUGGUUUACUUAGAUUACAUAGCACCUACCGACACGACCUUAAAAUCUAUGCCUCUGACGAGGGACGCGUCCAGAUGACUGCAGCUGCUUUUGCCAAGGGCCUGCUAGCACUCGAAGGAGAACUGACACCCAUUCUCGUCCAGAUGGUCAAAAGUGCCAACAUGAAUGGUCUCUUGGAUAGUGACAGUGAUUCUCUGAGCAGCUGUCAGCAGCGUGUGAAAGCACGACUUCAUGAGAUCCUGCAAAAGGACAGGGAAUUCACUGCUGAAGACUAUGAAAAGCUUACUCCAUCUGGAAGCAUUUCCCUUAUAAAAUCAAUGCAUUUGAUUAAGAAUCCUGUGGAGACCUGUGACAAAGUUUAUUCUUUGAUACAAAGUCUGACAUCUCAGAUCAGGCAUCGGAUGGAAGAUCCCAAAUCUUCAGAUAUUCAGCUUUACCAUAGUGAAACAUUAGAGCUUAUGCUACGCAGAUGGUCUAAGUUGGAGAAAGAUUUUAAAACAAAAAAUGGGAGAUACGACAUCAGUAAAAUCCCUGACAUUUAUGAUUGUAUAAAAUACGAUGUUCAGCAUAAUAGUUCAUUGAAAUUAGAAAACACAAUGGAAUUGUAUAGGCUUUCUAAAGCCUUGGCGGAUAUUGUUAUUCCUCAGGAAUAUGGUAUAACUAAAGCUGAAAAACUAGAAAUUGCCCAAGGCUACUGUACUCCUCUUGUUAGAAAAAUCCGCUCAGACCUUCAAAGGACACAAGAUGACGAUACUGUAAAUAAACUUCAUCCUGUGUAUUCCAGAGGUGUUCUCUCUCCUGAACGUCAUGUUCGUACCAGAUUAUACUUCACCAGUGAAAGCCAUGUACAUUCAUUAUUAUCUAUCCUUCGCUACGGAGCCUUAUGCAAUGAAUCAAAAGAUGAACAGUGGAAACGAGCAAUGGAUUAUUUAAAUGUUGUCAAUGAGCUCAACUACAUGACUCAAAUUGUUAUCAUGCUUUAUGAGGAUCCCAACAAGGAUCUUUCUUCCGAAGAACGCUUCCACGUUGAGUUACACUUUAGUCCAGGAGCCAAAGGAUGUGAAGAAGACAAAAACUUACCAUCUGGCUAUGGAUAUAGACCAGCUUCACGAGAGAGUGAAGGCAGAAGAUCUUUUAAAACUGAUAAUGAUGAUGAACCGCAUUCUUCAAAAAGAGAUGAGCCUGAUAGAGCUGUGCUAUUAUUCAAACCUAUGGUAUCAGAACCCAUUCAUAUCCAUAGGAAAUCUCCACUUCCCAGGUCUAGGAAGAUGACUACAAAUGAAGAAGAGAGCCCCCUGAGUGUGUCUAGCCCAGAGGGUACUGCUACCUGGCUGCCUUAUACCAGUGGUGUGGGUACUGGGCGUCGAAGACGCAGAUCAGGGGAACAAAUCACUUCUUCCCCUGUCUCCCCCAAAUCAUUGGCUUUCACAUCCAGUAUUUUUGGCUCAUGGCAACAGGUUGUGUCUGAAAAUGCUAAUUAUCUUCGAACGCCAAGAACUCUCGUGGAACAGAAGCAGAACCCUACUGUAGGGUCUCACUGCGCGAGCCUGUUUAGUUCCUCGGUGCUCGGGGGUUCUUCCAGCGCACCUAACCUACAGGAUUAUGCUCGUACGCAUCGUAAAAAGCUGACCUCUGCUGGCUGCAUAGAUGACGCCACACGCGGUUCUGCUGUUAAAAGGUUUUCUAUCUCAUUUGCUCGACACCCAACCAAUGGCUUUGAAUUAUAUUCCAUGGUACCAUCAAUUUGUCCUCUGGAAACUCUUCAUAAUGCCCUGUCCUUAAAGCAGGUGGAUGAAUUUCUUGCUUCCAUUGCUUGCCCAUCAAACGAAGUUCUACGGAAGACUCCUGAAAUUUCCACUGCAUCAUCCCGUAUCAGUCCAGGAAUGAGGAGAAAGGUCUCUUUAAAUACAUAUACACCUGCAAAGGUCCUCCCAGCUCCUGCAAGCACAUUAAAGGCAUCUAAAGCAAGCAGCAAACCAGCUACCAGUGGACCUUCCAAUGCAGUUGUUCCUAAUACCUCAUCUAGGAAAAAAAGUGUAACUAGCAAAGCAGAAGCACAAAAAACAACUGUGAAAAAGAAGUGACAUCUUAGUAGAAGCUGAAACUUCUUAUGCCUACAAAAAGCUCAUGUCCAAUAGGAAAAGACAUGUAAUAAACUUUAACUGCAAGCAAUCAAUGCAAACAAUUCAUUUCUCCCUAUACAUCUGUAUAUUCAUUCCUUUAAAAAUGUGUUAAAACUAGUGAAUUAUUUAUAGAUACGGGAACUUUUAUUCAUGAUAUGGAAAUGUAUACAACAGUGUUUACUAUAAGAAUUUUAUAAAUAUCAAAAUGUAUGGUGUUAAAGAUCUAUUAUUCUUAAUUUGUUUACCAUGUGCCUGUGCAACAGAAAAAUAACAAGAAGGCCACCUACCCUGUGCCAGUACCUCACCAAUAAUGCUUUACUUAAGGACAUGUGUGAAGGCCCCUGGAAACUUCUAUUCCACAGGAUAUCAUCAUGAGUAUAAAACACAUAUAAAUUAGAUUAAAAUUGGAUGAGCAGGAUGCAUAUUGAGAACUUCUGUUGAAGUCUAUUUCCAAAGAUAUUUCAUUGACCAUCUAGAUCAGAAAUUUUUCUUUCUGGUUGUUAGAUUCACAUAUAUGCUGCAAUAUUUAAUAACUGGAAUAUUAGCAUACGGUUUUUUAAUGUUUUCUUUGGAAUUUUUUAAAUAUUACCUGUAUGGGAAGGAUUAUUUUAUCUCUCUGCACAUGCAUUUGUAUAUUAAUUUGUAGAAAAUACUUUUUUUUUUUAAAUAUAUUUCCUUAUGUAAGGUGCUUUGGUUUGUCAGGAAAACUUUUGCUUUAUAUAUAUAUAUUUAGAGUUUCUUUUUAUGAGCUAUAGUUGACCAAUUUAUAAGUGUUACACACUUUGUUAUUUUUAGAUCCGAGGAACUCAGUUUUCAAGUGGAAAUUAAUGUGAGAAGAAUAUUUGAGUUCUGUAAUUAGUAGAUACUAUGUUUUGUCUCUCUUGUUUCCAUUUCAUUCAUACAUAUCUCUACUAUAUGGUUGAUCUCAGCUUAAAAAUUGAAAAAAAUAAUAAAAACAACAUUGAGUAUUUGGAGGCUGGAAAGAUAAUAUAAUAGGUAGGGCAUUGCCUUACAUGAUGCCAACUGUAAGGUUGAUCCCCAUCCUCUCAUAUAGUCCCUCAAGCCCUCCAGAAUAGAAUUCCUGAAUACAAAGUCAACAGUAAUCCCUUAGCACUGUCAGGUGUGGCCCGAAAACAAAAACAAAAAAUGAUUAGGCAUUUGAAAUAAGUGCAUGUUCCAAGUGAUUAAUUUUUAAAGAAAAUUGACAUUAUUGUGCUAUGAUUUCAUCUAUUUUGUAAAAAUAUUUAUUUUUUGGUGCUUCCUCCCCAGUGCACAGAGAAUAACCACACGAGAUAACUCCAACUGAAAACCAAACCUUUCAACGUCAUGAGAAUCCUGUGCAUUGCCAGUGAGAAAUUUAAAUUGCUAAAGACUUAGCCCUAAGCUUAUGUUUAGAAAACUUAUUUAAUUCUCAUAGGACUACAACUAUUAAAGUUCUUCAGGAGCCUCUCUACUAACAAACCAUAUCUAAACUUACUUUGAUAAACAUACUACAUAUUAGUUUUAAGAGAUACCAGAUAUAAAAAUCAUAAAUAGUCAUAGAGUUCAUGUACUUCACAUGAAUGUAAGUCUAUAUGGAGACAUUUCUUGUCAACAGUUGAAUGUACUUAAGCUUUCUGUAUGUGAAAAUGUUGUCAAUGGUUCAUUGUAGGACUAAGGAUACUGUGUGUAUUUUUUAAGUGAAACUGAAUUAAAUUUUUUUAUUUCCAGAAUCUGUAA